This is a messenger RNA of Oryza sativa Japonica Group (Japanese rice), 4010 nucleotides long. Its product is annotated as zinc finger CCCH domain-containing protein 7-like. The record is from RefSeq and is a predicted model, not a curated record. Gene Ontology annotation, molecular function: metal ion binding; RNA binding. Gene Ontology annotation, biological process: negative regulation of DNA-templated transcription. Gene Ontology annotation, cellular component: nucleus. Lineage: Eukaryota; Viridiplantae; Streptophyta; Magnoliopsida; Poales; Poaceae.
GGGCUUCUGGCCGCGCCCUCGUUUGCCGCCGCCUCUGCCUUUCCCUGCGAUGGGUUUUCCUCCUCUCGUCUCGCCGCCACGUCGCCGCCGCCGCCGCCGACGAGCAGCCGCGGCGAGGCGACGCACAGCUCACAGCUGCGAACCCUAAACCCUAGCUCCGACCCACUCAUCCAGUCCCUUCCGCCAUGGAGGAACCCUCGCCCGUCCCGCCCGCGGCGGCUCCUGCCUCCCUCGCCGCCGCGCCGCCCACCACCGAUGUCCUCUCUCGCCGGAGAGCCCAUCUCGACAGCGCCUCCUACCGCGCGCUCUCCCGGCUCUUCUCGCACUGCCUCCACCUGCACCCUCCGCGGCACGCGGCACGCCCCGACGCGGAGGUCGAGCCUGCCGCCGCCGCCGCCAUCCCUCCCGGCGGCUCCGGCGGGCUUCCCCAUGGGGAUUCGCCGCCUCCUGCAGACGUGGGAGGCGAUCGGGGGAAGAACUUAGAGGUGGAGGUGGCUCUGGGAAACCAUGCUCCGCACGAGACGCCUUCGACUUCGGCGUCCCCGGACGCCGCCGUGAACCCUACCACCGAUCCCGGCGUGGUGCCGCAGGGGACGGAGGAGGGUAGAGUCGCUGGGGUCGAGCGGGUGGAGGGUGUAGAAGAGGUUGUUUUCGCCGGAGGCACUUCCGGGGAGGCUGAUGCCGAUGGCGAUGAGUUGGGGGCUGGGGCUGGACUGAUGGGGGAUGACGAGGCUUUGAGGUCGAUGCAGGCUUGCUUAGACGGGGAGGAUAGUGAAUUGGUGAUUGAAAUGGUUGGUAAUGACAAUGAGCAAUUGCAACUCGAUGCGAUGAUGAACAACUUGUCAGGGUUGAUUGAUGAUGCUAGUGCCUGUGUAAUGUCGGCGCAGAGCUGUGGAGUAUCUGGAGAUAAACUGCAGAGUGAUGACAGAGUAGCUGAGGAGGUGAAAGAAUUGGGAGCUGGGAUUGGCAAUGACAGAUCUGUGUGCAGUUUAGAUCAUGGGUCACUGGAUGGUGGUGGUGGUUUUGAGGAAGGAGAGAUUGAGGGCGACACGCAGAAUUUAGAUGCAGAUGAUUCUGGCAAUUCAGAGCUUCAAGAUGAUGUGGAAUUGGAAGAGGAUUUUGAUAGCAGAAGGAUAGAGGAGGAUGGGUCAUGUGGCCAUGACUUAAAGAGCAAUUUGCAUUUGAUACCUCAAAAAGGAAAUGGCGACACUGCACGGAACAUGCUAUGUAAUAGCAAGGGUGAUUCUCAAAUGCAUGUUGCCAGGGCGCAAGCAGUCAGUUAUGAUGAAGUUCUCGAUUGGAAUGAGACACCUUUGCCUGAUGAUAAGGCUCUCAAACAUGGAAACACAAGAAAGCGCACCUUGACAGAGGAGAGAAAAGCUAAGAAGACGAAAACUAAACGAAUUAAGAGAGCAUUGCAACGGGAAGCCGAAGGGGUGAAAAGACUGAAACUUCAACCAGUUAUAAAGCCUAAAGUGGUGAAGGUUUGCCACUUCUACUUGCAUGGGAAGUGCCAGCAGGGCAAUUUGUGCAAGUUCUCCCAUGAUACGACACCUUUGACAAAAUCUAAGCCCUGCACGCAUUAUGCACGUGGUUCUUGUUUGAAAGGAGAUGAUUGCCCUUAUGAUCAUGAGUUGUCAAAGUACCCUUGCCACAAUUUUAUGGAAAAUGGAAUGUGCAUCAGAGGUGAUAAAUGCAAAUUUUCUCAUGUGAUACCAACUGCAGAAGGUCCGUCCACACCAGAUGCAAAGAAAUCUAAUGCGUCAUCAGUACCUGAAAAAGCAAAUUGCCAAGAGCAAACAAGUCGUCAGAAAACUUCAACAGUAUACAGUGGUGAACCUGCAACCUCUGUUCCUAUCAAACAUCAUUCCAUCCUUAAAAACCUUGCUGGCAUAUCAGGAAAUGCUCAAAAGGUACCUGUUCGUAUACCAAGGGGUAUACAGUUUCUUCCUUUCAAUAAAGCCAGACCAGAUUCUAGCAUUUUGCAUCAGGAUGUUGUGUCCACUGAGAAGCAUAAGAAUCCAACUGGUGGUCCACAUCAGAACUUUGGAAGACCUCAACCCGCAGACGGGAAAAAACUUGGCAAGCACAAUGGACAUAGAUCAGCUCCACUGUUGGAUGAAAAAGACUCAUCAAAACAAGCUAAUCUACAUCCAUGUUCAGAACCAAAGAAAAAUAGUUUGCCUACCACUGCUGCAGUGCCCAGCUCAGUAAGCACUCAGCAUGAAGUUUCAGAGGCCUCCAGGAUUUUGCAGGAGUUCUUGUUUGGUUCUGGCAAUUAGAGAGAACAUACUUGGAUGUUGUUCAGUGAUGAACCCGUGCCCAUGAGAUUGUGCAGCAUUUUUUGUAUUCCGCACACCAGUUUUAUUGCUGUAACUCCAUCUUGCAAGUUGCAACUGCUGAUGUGAACUUGGGGCAAAUAUUUACUGUCAGAUUUUGAAGAUUGGUAACUAUCAAAUGAAUGCACUUCUGUUCAAUCCACAGCAAAUUACAAGGCCUAAUAAAUGAAAAAAGAAAAAGGCCCACAAGGACUACCAGGCCCAAAGACUGUAUCGUUGGCUCCUCCAUUGCUGCCCACGCGCUACUCGAUGGCUUGGUGUCGCGCAGGCAUACAACAGCAAAUCACAAUUCCUAAUCUUCAUUAGUUUGCAGCAGCAAGAAGCCAACAGUGCAGCAAAAGGGAGUAUGCCCGUGUGCAUCCAUCAGCUCAUUUGAAUUGGAAAGUUGGUGUUUAUCUCUUUGUUUGGGAUUAUGAAAAUGCUAAGCGCCAUAUGACUUAGUAAAGCAAUGGAGAUUUGAUGUGUCAUUCAUGUCUGUACAAGGGCUGCUUUUUUGAGGUACCGCUGUUGUCGGGUGGAUUCAUUACGGGCAUCAAGCUUCUUGAGGCAAAAGCUUUACUCCAUUGCCAUGUGACGAUGGCAGCUAGAAGAUUGCCGUUUUAGUCGUCGAACAACAUGAUGAUUUUGGGUUACAUCUCUGCCAGAACCAUGGGUCCUUCACAGGACACCAGCAUCAGCCUCUGGUUUCAUCAGUGCAAUGGUUUAAGCUUUACAUGCACAUAGCACUCUGGAAUCUGGAUUCCGUCCUAUCGUUUGGUUCAGAAUUGCUUGUGAAACUAUCCGUGGAGGCCGUGGGGCACAAGUGCAGAAGAUAAGGGGCCCCAGUUAUGAGCUGGAACGUGUGAUCGUUGCUUGCUACAUCUCAAACAUGGUUUGGAUCUGUCCGUGCCUAGUUGCUGUCAAAAUCCCGGGUGUUGUUGCAUCGGUUCAGAGUUACAUUUCACAUGAUCGCUGGGAGGGCUCACAUGGCCGUUUCAUCAGUCCGGGCUUGCCAUGCGAAGCAAUCACCUGAACUACAUGUCCCUCUCUACUGCUGCUAUCACAUGCCCAAGUGACAGCGACUGUCUACUAUCUCACUAAACAGUCAAAUCUUUUUGCUCCUGAUGAAAAUGAAUUGAUCUUAGCAACCGUCCGUUCAUUCCGAUGGCCUUUUCAUUAGAGGUAGUUAAGAUGGAACUGUCAGUUUUUUUUUUACCUGGUUUUACCACCGUAUAUGAGAGAGUCGUGGCUGUGUUGGCUUGUUAUCUCGGUGGUCAGUUGCUCGAAUAUUUGUGUCAGUGGUGAAAGCAACCGACUAGAAAAGACCUGAACGACCUGUAUGCGUUGGGUGACACUGGAGAUGGAUAAGCAAGUUCCUUGGCAUGUCAAUUCAGGCGAAAACGGAAGGCCCCAAAGAAAUGGAGCUGUGGAGGGUAGCUACUUGGUCGCUUUCCUUGAUAUUAUCAUUGUGUCUGCGUUGGAGAUAAAGCAAAUCCUUGAGUAUUUAUCCGGCCCGAACUGUGCAACUAGAUAUAAUAGAAAAAAAGGAAGGGUAAAUUUUGCAAAACUAUAGAUAUCUCAAAUCAAACUAUUGUAAAUUUAUAAGGCGUUGUAUGUAUAUCACAAAGUUAUCAUAGAUUUUUACCAAAUUUGUUAUGAAACUAUACAUUUAUAAGAUGAAGUAUUGCAAAA